Messenger RNA from Anguilla rostrata (American eel), 4831 nucleotides. RefSeq names its product transmembrane and coiled-coil domains protein 1-like. Lineage: Eukaryota; Metazoa; Chordata; Actinopteri; Anguilliformes; Anguillidae. Gene Ontology annotation, cellular component: endomembrane system. The record is from RefSeq and is a predicted model, not a curated record. The coding region runs from base 3129 to 4394 and encodes 421 amino acids. The transcript is spliced from 4 exons.
GUAGUACAAUACAGAAAUUUGCAGCAAUACUCAUUUAUAUUACUCAGGUUUUUAGUAAAUACUCAGGUUUUCAAUAAUGGUCAGUUUUUUGAUGGUUGAGAUAUUAACGGGUGUAAUUUCUAUGACAUAAAUUUACGAUUAAUAUCUCAACCAUGCAUUUCAAAGCCGUUAUGUGCUUUAAUAAAGUAAAAGUAUCAUGUCACCACCACUCAAAUUUCAUACUAGUCCGCCAACACAAGAUAUAGGCUACACAGUUGGUGUACUUCGGUAGAAGUAGCUAGGUGAAAACGUGCAGAGGUUAAGCUCUGUGGAUGCUCGCAAGUAACUGCUGGAUUAGAUGUGCAAUGAGACUUUGAUGUUGAAUUUUUCUAAUAUAAAUUAUUGGAGCUUUGAGGCCACACGAAGAUAGGCCAGCAAGGAGCCUUUUAUCUAUGUGAACAGCGGAGAAUAUCAAGACAUUUCGCAUAUCAUCAAAACUAUCAGUAUGGACAAAUACUACUCCAGGUAAGUGGAAACAUACCUUAAUUUUAUUUUUGGGUGAACUGCCCAUUUAAGGCUACACAGGCAUGGGCAAAUCACAAAUCCAGGUGGUAGUCCUCUAAGCCACCAAGCAGACAAAAUCUGCCAAAUAACUAGAUUUGUAAUCAAACGGUUCACAUGUGGUUAAAGUGCAGUUUCACAGCCUGUAUUAAAGGCUUUUUAAAAAAUACAUUUUGGUUUCACCGUGUAGAAAUCACAACACCCUUAAAACAUAGCCCCCCAUUUCAGUUGUGAAAGUAGUAAUGUUUAGUACUUUGGUGCAAAUACUUUGCAUGCAAUGACUGCUUGAAGUCUGUGACCCAUAGGCAUCACCAGGUGCUGAGUAUCUCUUCUGGUGAUCCUCUGCCACGCCUGUACUGCAGCCAUUUUCAGCUCCGGCUUGUUUCGCAGGUUCAAUUCCCGAGUAGGACACUGCUGUUGUACCCUUGAGCAUGGUACUUAACCUGUAUUCGGUCAGUAUAUAUCCAGCUGUAUAAGUGGAUGCAAUGCUAUGUAAUACUAUGUAAAAUGUUAUGAGGUCGGUAAAUGCCUGUAAUGUAAUUUUUCGGGGGCUGGUUGCCGUAAGUUUUUUCUUCAGCAUGUGAAACGCAUGUUCACAUGGAUUCAGAUUGGGCAACUGACUUAGCCAGUCAAAAUGUUUCAUGUUUUUGGUUUUGAAAUACUCCUUUGUUGAUUUAGCAAUAUGUUGCACAUCACUGUUGAUUUGCUGUAGGAUGAAGUGCCAUCCAAAGAGUUUGGAGGUAUUUGCUUGAACCUGAGUAGAUAGAAUGUUUCUGAACACUUCAGUUCAUUCUGCUGCUGCUAUCAGCAGUUAUAUCAUCAAUGAAGACAAGUAAGCCAGUACCUUUGGCAGCCAUGCAAGGCCAAGCCAUAGCACCCCCACCAGUAUGUUUCACAGAUUAGGUGGUAUGCUUUGCAUCUUGGGAAGUUCCUUUUGGUCACAACACUUUGCUCUUGUCAUCAGUCUGAUACAAAUGAUUCUUGGUCUCAUCUGUUCACUAGACCUUUUCCUGAACUCUGUCGGCUCUUUUAGGUACUUAUUAGCAAACUGUAACCUGGCCAUCCUGUUUUUGCAGCUAAUUGUUGGUUUGCAUCUUGCAGUGCAGCCUCUUGUGGAAGUAGUCACUGACAUCUCCACACCUGCCUCCUGAAGAGUGUUUCUGAUCUGUUGAACAGGUGUUUGGGGGUUUUUCUUCAUUGUGGCGAGAAUUUUCAUCAAUUGUAGAGGUCUUCCUUAGCUUACCAGGCCCUUUGCAAUUAUUGUGUUCACAAGUACUUUCUUUCUUCUGAAUGAUGUUCCAAACAGCUGAUUUUGGUAAGCAUAAGGUUUAGCCUACUGCAUGUCUCUGACUGUUUUUUCUCUUCUUCUUAUUUCUGAGCCUCAUAAUGGCUUCCUUGACUGUCAUCAGCAAAACUCGGGUCCACAUGUUGACAAACACCAAUAACAGACUCCAAAAACAAUCAAAAGCCUAUAAUCAAGAGUAGGUAAUGCAUACUGUUUACACCCGCACUAAGGAAGCGACUCCCAAGCGUUAUGGUGCCCUCAUGUGGGCGGGUGUAUGAUAUGUGUAAGAAGUGCUGUAAUUUACAGUAGGCUAUACAUGGUGAAACCAAAAUGCGCAAAUAUACCCUUUAAUAAAAACUGAGUAUGCACUUGGACCACAUGUGAAUUUUGUGAAUAUGUCUUUGUCCCAAACAUUAUGGAGCUCACUGUAUAUGCCCAUCCCUCCUAUCCAAUACACACGUAGGCUACAGCAGUACAAUCCUUUUGUAUGCAUAUCCUUGAGACAUUCAGAUAGAAUAGAGACAUUGUGCCGUUGUUGUUUCUUUAGCUGUUUUGAAGCUAAUAUGGCUGUUUACAUGCGUGAAUUCUUGGUCGGAAAUUCCGUGUGACCAUGGCUCUGUAAUUAAAUUUGUAUUAGGUUUGGGGAUUUAUUAAAAGCCCUUGGUUGCAUGUCUGAUGGAUUUACACAGAAACGCAGGUUACAGAAACAUUCAGAAAUAUGAAUAGAAAUUACGGAGCCCUCCGUAAGAAAUACAGGUUUUACUGUAACAGUCCCUCGUUUUAUAGCAACAUUAUACUCGGCGUUAGUUAUUUAUCACUGGAAAGCUAACGUUAGCGCACUGACCUAAUUCUAAGGCAAUUUGCCAGCAUGAGCCAGUGGAUUCCGUCUGCAGCGGAUGGGAGAAUAUGUGACACCGUGACAUGACUUGGUGCAAUUGAUAUUAUAUUAAGCAAAUAGGUUACACCAUUUUUGUGCAUUUGCUUCGGACUUAGCCUUAUGCUGAACAUGUCACUGUCACUGAUAUGCAGCGUUUGUUCCAUGGAUUUUAGAUCAGCAGUUCUUCCCAAGCUUUUGCUGUGCAGUGCAGUAAGCGAGUGACGUCAUCACCUCUGAUCUCAGGUCACGCUACUGCUGAUUUCAGGCUGUAAUGUGGGAGGAGCUGGUCUGGUAGGUGCCGCUAGCUUCAACCGUUAAACGCGGUGUCAAUCUAAAGACGGUAAUUUAGCGAUAGCUCCGAUAAGAAAAUGGAUUGGACCUAAGUGACAGCGGGUUAAAUGUGAUUUGUACAACUACCUUGGGGAAAUGCACUGGCAAAAGAUAAAUCAUUCGGCGAAUGAUGUGCAGUUGGAGGUGAGUGGUCUGGCCAUGGGGUUGGUGCCACUGGAUGGGGUGUGUGCCACAGAUGGUGUGGCCAACCCAUCAGACCCCCAGCGCAGCCGGCAGGGUUUUGCGCAGCUGCAGCAGAAGGUUCUCCGGCUGACGGAGCAGAUCAGGGUGGAGCAGGCGGCACGCGACGACAAUGUGGCAGAGUACCUGAAGCUGGCCAACAAUGCUGACCGGCUGCAGAGCACCCGCAUCAAGCAAGUGUUUGAGAAGAAGAACCAGAAGUCAGCACAGACCGUCCUCCAGUUGCAGAAGAAGCUGGACCUGUACCAGCGCAAGCUGAGGGAGGCGGAGCAAGGGGGUUCUGUCCGGCAGCACAAGGAUGUGCACCAGAGCCUGAGGGGCGUGGGCUCCAAGGUGACCACCAAGCCCAAAGAGUUUGCCUCCGCCGUACACAACAGAUUCGGUAGCUCCGAGAAUGUGUGGGUGGUGAAGGAGCUGCAGGAGGAGCCGCCAGCUGGGCCAGGGGAGGAGGCGCAGUCCAGUCCCCGUUACGGCAGUGAGGACGAGGGAUCCAGCGCCACCUCGGGAUCGAUGGGGGCCCGCAGCACCUCUGGGGGCCCUGCACUGGAGAACCCACCGAGCUCAGGCCUGGAAGCCCUCCUCCAUCAGCUCCAGGAUGUGGGCCGGACGCAAGCACGGCUGGAGGAAGCUCUGGACAAGCUGAGAGGGCUCUAUGAGAGGGACUACCAACUGCUCAUGCAGGCCUUGCAAGACCAGCGCUACAGAUGUGAACGGCUGGAAGAGCAGCUUAAUGACCUGAUGGAGCUCCACCAGAAUGAGGUGCUCAACCUGAAGCAGGAUUUGGCCAGCGUGGAGGAGAAGAUUGCAUACCAAUCCUACGAGAGAGGGAGGGAUGUGCAGGAGGCUCUGGACGCGUGUCAGACACGUAUCUGUAAGAUGGAACUGCAGCAACAGCAGGGGGGACAGAUGGAAGGGGGCGAGGGCCGAGCGGGGCGCCCCCUUCUGGGCAAGCUCAUCAAUGUGCUGCUGGCGCUCAUGGCUGUGCUGUUGGUGUGCGUCUCCGCGGCGGCCAACUGCGCCGUGCCCCUGCUGAAGACUCGCGCUCGAGCCCUGUGCUCCCUGCUCCUCCUCCUCCUGCUGGCCUUCCUCUGGAAGAACUGGGACACGCUCGCAGAACACCUGGACCACCACCUGGACCACCUCCUGGAGCUCUAUGCAUGACCAGACAGCAGCAGCACCUCAGCGCCACUCUGCAACCCAGUGGCCAGUUCUCUUUCAGCAAGUCAAUCUGUUUACAUUUUGGAGUGAAAUUAUUUCUUAUAAGACAUUUUAACACUGAUGUAUAUUUUUUAGAAUUUAAUCAGCUGGUUAUGUUUCUUGUGAGUGACUAAGCCCCCAUUGUUUCGGACUAGAAUUCUAAAGAAUUCCACCUUGACUGUUUGUCCCCUUCCUCUCUCUCCCUUCUCUAUUAUGUGUGUGACCCACAUGGUCCAGUCUGUUGCUCUGUACAUGGUGCAGAGGUUGUGUGUACUGCAACAUGAUCCUGGGCAACAGGUGACCGUACAGGCUAUGCCCAGAAGCCUAUGGUUCCAAACUGUUGACCAGAUGAAACCACCACCACUUUUAUUUUUGCAGAUUAAAUAAACUAAUUUAAAGGA